Molecule: messenger RNA, 2025 nt
Organism: Closterium sp. Naga37s-1
Lineage: Eukaryota; Viridiplantae; Streptophyta; Zygnematophyceae; Desmidiales; Closteriaceae
Source: the annotation of a GenBank genome assembly
AUGACGCUCACUCCCCGUGCGCACCUCCCGUGCGUCGCGCGUGCAGAGGUGUCGACGUUCAUGCACGCGUGCGAGGGCGAGGCGGUGACGCGGCUGACGGUGGGAGAGAAGGUGCCGUACUUCAACGCGCCCAUCUACCUCGAGAACAAGACGCAGAUCGGCAAGGUCGAGGAGAUCUUCGGCCCCAUCAACGAGCCGGUCAGUGCGGUUGAGUGCGGUGAAGAUGGGUUGAGUGCGUAUUUUUCGAUAAAGAUGCAGGAGGGGGUGGUGGCGACGUCCUACUCGCCGGGGGACAAGUUCUUCAUCGACCCCAUGAAGCUGCUGCCGCUGCAGCGCUUCCUACCGCAGCCCAAGGGUGCCAGUGCAGGGGGGAGAGGGGGCUUUGGAGGCCGGGGAGGCAGGGGGGGUCGUGGAGGGGGGCGAGGGGGAUUCAGGGGAGGGGGAAGGGGUGGAGGAGGUGGGUUCAGGGGGAGAGGGGGAGGGGGAGGGUGCCUCAAUAUUCGUCUCUUCACGCGCGACGCCGUCCCGCCCGCCGCCAUGGACGCUCCCCCUUCCCCUUCCAACGCGUCCGUUCCGCGGUUCCUCUUCAUCUCACCCUCCGCCUCCUACCGCGACCACCCGCGCGGACCCCCUUCCCCGCCCUCCCCCUCCGCCACCGCAGCCUUUCCGCGCUUCUCCCCUUCCCGCUUCUCCCCCGCCCGCUCCAUCGGUGCGCGCCGGUUGCGCUGUCUGUCCGCGCGGGGGAAUGGCGCGGGGGAAGAGGAGCAUGCGGAUGAGUACGGGGGGAGCGACGAGUCCGGGGACGACGGCGGAAGCAUGGGGGGAGGGGAUGACUUGCGGAGAGACGGGGGAGAUGCGGAAUAUGCGGACUAUUAUGCAAGUGGGCGGGUUAAUUCGCACCCGUUAGAAUCACACCGCACGCCUAGUCACUCCCCGGGCUUCAGUAUACCUUCCGCGCAGCAAGCGCGCAGCAGCAAAUCGGUAGGCGACACGUCAGCAGAACGGGAGGGCUCCGACGAAUAUAACCAGCCCAGUCGAGACGACGAUGAUCCCGAACGAGAAGCGGAGGCUCGGGAAGCAGCAGGGUUGGGUUUGGGGGACGAGGAGUGGCUGGGUGUGUCGGGGCAUAGGGGAGGCGGCAGCGGGGGAGACGGAAGGGGGGGCGGCGGCAGCAGGGGAGGCGGAAGCGGGGGGGGCGGAAGCGGGGGAGGCGGAGGAGCGCGGGGGGCGCUGGAGGUGGCGAUGGAGAGCCGGUCGCUGGCGAACCAGCUGCUGCGCGCCGAUGAGGAGGGCCGCCUCCGCUGCAAGCUUGCAGCGCAGCGGUGGCCCCAGGACGCUGAUGUCUUUCAAAAGAUUGACGAGUACUACUAUAAGGGCACACUACUGGAGUCGGACGUCAGAGCCGUCACCUCGCCUUCUGCCCUCCAGGUAUCCCACGCACAACGCCUUCCUCUUUCACCGCACACCUCCUACCUGCCUCACCCUACACCGCCUCCUUCCCUCGCCCCACGCCUCCCAUGCCCUCUAUCCACUCUCUCCCCCCUCGUCCUUCGCUGUGCAGUGCAGCAGAGCGCAGUGAGGGACGACCCUUGGGGUUUGUCCGCCUUCUUGGGAGGAGGAACUGCCUCGCUGGCAGCUGACGUGGAUGCCAGACAGCAUGCGACCGAUGAUAGGCCGCCAGCUGGCAGGACCGGGGGGAGGAAGCGGUCAGCUGCUGAUGCGUUUGAAAGGGGGAGGGAAGGGGGGUGGGAGACACAGGGUAGGAUGGAUGGGAGAUGGAGGAGAGGGGAGGAUGGAGCAAGGCGAGCAGCAGAGGAGAGGGAGAGAGUGAGGGAGGAGGAAGAGGAGAGGAGGAGGGAGGAGAGGGAGGCGGUGUGUGACGAGGCGGCCACCCUGGCGUGGAACAUGAUUGGUCGAGCGCUGCUUGCGAGUGCGAAGCAGCAGGGAGUGAAGCUGCUGGGCAGAACCGAGUCGGCACUGUUCCAGAUCACUCUGCCGCCCAGUCUGGACAACUCAGGUGCGUGA